CCAGUAUGGAUAUUAGUCUCGUCUAAGAACCUGUUUUUAUUUUACCUGUUAAUCUAGUUGCGAUUAGCAAGACUUCUGCACAACUUCAGUUGGCGAUUUCCUGGAAAAGAUAAUACACCUUCGUUGAGACACAGAUUAGCUAACAUGUUGAGAACUGUAGACGUGGGAGUGUUAUGUUGGAGUCUUACCUUAGUGUCUGCAGCCUACAUAGACUUGACCUACCCAAUCAAUGAGAAUACCCUGUACUGGUUCAAAGACAAGUUUGUGUUGGAACCUCUGGUCAGACUGACAGACCCACAUUGGGUGGCUACAAACAAACUGAGUACAGCCGAGCACGGAGGAACCCACAUUGACGCUCCGUACCACUUCAACAAGGACGGCUGGAAGCUCGGCCAAGUCCCGCUGAACCGCCUAUUUAUGGUGGAGGGAGUCCUGAUCAACAAGACAGAAGAGGUCCUGAAGGAUCCAGAGUACCAGUUAACAGCUAAGGACAUCAAGGACUGGGAGGAGGAGAAUGGAGCAUUACCUUCCAACUGUGUCGUGUUGGUACAGUUUGGUUGGGGCAACCGUUAUCCUGACCGUGUCAAGUAUCUCGGCUUGAAGAGUGAUGACGACUUUGAUCGCCACUUUCCUUCCUUAACUGGAGACGCAGCGGAAUACCUGGUUGAGUCAGGUAAAGUUUUUGGUAUAGGAAGUGACACUGCUUCACCCGACAGCAAGGGAACACCGAUUGUUCACAAGACUGUGACUAAGCACAAUAUGUUCAUCAUGGAGAACAUGGAUCUGAAUAACCUUGACGGGGUUCCCCCCAGGGGCUUCAAACUGGUGAUCCUGCCAAUGAGGAUUGAACAAGGAACUGGAGGCCCUGUACAUGUGGUAUUGAUUACAGACGAUAAGAAGAAGGAAAAGGAAGAAAAUACAAAGGAAGAAAUUAAGGAAGAGAUAAAGGAAGAAAAGAAGGAAGAGAAGAAAAUGGAGUAGGAACAGACUUUGAGAGGGAAUAUUCAGAAAGCAAUUUAGAGCUUUAGAUUAGAAAAUGUGAUAAAAGUGUUUUAGGAAUAUUAGAAAAACAUAUGGUUUUA
Macrosteles quadrilineatus (aster leafhopper) is the source of this 1082-nucleotide messenger RNA. Its product is annotated as isatin hydrolase-like. The transcript has 5 exons. The record is from RefSeq and is a predicted model, not a curated record. Gene Ontology annotation, molecular function: arylformamidase activity. Lineage: Eukaryota; Metazoa; Arthropoda; Insecta; Hemiptera; Cicadellidae. Bases 145 to 981 code for a protein of 278 amino acids.